GUUCUAGGCAUCGCUUUUUUGGCAGGAUCAUGGCCAACCCACAAGCGCCUCCAAGAACACUCUUUUCAUAAUAAGGAUUCAUCUCAGGGUGCCAUUUUUCGUUUAAAGGAUUCAUCUUUUCAAGCAAAAUUGUUUGUAAACACAAGUUCCUCAAUUUUGGCUUUGGCGGUUCUCGCCCUGGUCACUCCCGCCGCAUUUAAGAUUGCGUCAACACCUCUUGGAGGAGCAGGAGUUGAUGCUCAAAGCAUUGAAUGUAACUUACAAAACAUUAGCCAUGCAACUGCAAUCAUUCUUAUGCUGGUCUAUAUAGGAUUAUUAUUUUUCCAGUUAAAAACUCAUGUCAAAGAGGUAAUUGAUGCAAAAGAGUAUAAAUGCGAAGAACCUGCAUACCCUUGGUAUUUCGAUUUAUUCUUAAUCGCAAUUUCGAUCGCUGGAAUUAGCUUCUGCGCGAGAUAUCUUGUGGACAGUAUUGAAGUCUUGGGCGAAGAAUAUCAACUUGGAAGUGGUUUUAUUGGCAUAGUGCUGUUCCCACUUUGCGUCGUCUCUAGUUUUAUUGAACAUUAUACAGCUAUAAAGGAUGCGUAUUACGAUCGAGUUGAUACAGCCGUCAGUCUAAUAAUGAACACUUCUGUGCAAAUGGCUUUAUUGGUGACACCGAUUCUAGUAAUUGUUGGUUGGUUUAUGGGUCAUCCGUUGACUUUAGACUUUAAUGUGUUAGAAAUUUCAGUAUUGGCCUGCGCCGUUUUGAUUGUAAACUAUUUGGUUGCGGACAACGAAGCCAAUUGGCUAGAAGGUUACAUGUUAAUUAUAUCUUAUAUUCUUAUCGCAAUCACCUUCUUCUAUUUUCCCACUCCAAUUGAGGCCGAAAAGGAGCAGUUCCAUUGUAGUAUUUGGAGUCGAAACUUAAAUGACUCGUUAUCAUCACAUCAUGG
Messenger RNA from Acaulospora morrowiae, 932 nucleotides. Lineage: Eukaryota; Fungi; Glomeromycota; Glomeromycetes; Diversisporales; Acaulosporaceae. The record is from the annotation of a GenBank genome assembly.